Molecule: messenger RNA, 2634 nt
Organism: Leptinotarsa decemlineata (Colorado potato beetle)
Lineage: Eukaryota; Metazoa; Arthropoda; Insecta; Coleoptera; Chrysomelidae
Product: sorting nexin-14
Biological process (GO): autophagosome maturation
Cellular component (GO): late endosome
Molecular function (GO): phosphatidylinositol binding
Source: RefSeq, a predicted model, not a curated record
AUGUUGGCUACAUUUAAUUUUCCAUAUUUUUUUUCAAUAAUCAAACAGUCUUGCAGCGUUUGCGAUGACUUAUCUUGUAAAAGACAUCAACAAACUAAAAGUGUAACUCCUUGGAAAUGCAUUCAUAUCAGCUCUGAUCUUAAUGAAGCUAUUGAACAUUUUUACGAGACAAUAAUAUCAAACUUCAUUUCGUCCUGGUAUGGGCAAUUCACUGAAGACGAUGACUUUUUGAAUGAACUCCGACACUGCUUUCGCUUCUCAACUGCUACGAUAAUCAACAGGUUUUUCGAGUUGGAUGUUGGCAGAGUAAUAGCGGAUAAGCUGAUUCCUUGCGCUGUUAGGCAUGUUGAUGAUUAUCUGUAUAUGCAGCAAAUCGGGAAGCUGAAAAAUGUGAGAUUCAACGAAGUAGUAUUGGAAUACUUGGGCAAGAGAUUACAUGCCGCUGCCACUAAUAGAAAUAAUGAAUUGGGGUACUUGCAGCAAAUGGUUUCCUCACUUCUACCAAACGUUUUACCUGAUUCGUACCUGAAAUGCAGGAAUUAUUCCAUCAUAAUGAGAGAAAUUUUGGCAGGAUGGGUAUUUCUACCGCUCAUGGAUGUACUUGCUGAUCCAAAUAUCAUAAACUCUUUGGUCAUACUGGCAAUCACUUAUAAACCAAAGAAGUCACUGAAGAGCGUAAAGAAUGUAGAAACUGUGGAGUUCCUGCAUAACUAUGCUCUGAGCAACGACAAGAAAACGUCAUUUGCUACAAAUCUGAACAAAAUAAAAAACAACACCGAUUUGCUAUACGCAUUCAUGCAGUUUUUGAAAAAACAGGAUCAUGUCAAUCUAUUGCAGUUCUGUCUGGAUGUAGAUGAUUUUAAUAAUAAGCUUUUAAACCCUGAAUUAUCGAAAAAGCAAUUGGAAAAUUUACAUGCCGAUGCCCUGAAACUGUACAAGGAAUAUUUAGACAAGGAUAGUUACAGUUUCAUAGGUUGUCUUUCCGAAAUUUCAGAAAAUUUCGGCUUCUUGAUGCAAGAGGUUUACAGCAUCGAAAAAUUAUCAAAGUUAUCCAAGCUAUUAUAUGCUGCCUAUGAUUAUACAUUCAAUAUUUUAGAAAAUGUCUGGUUGCCUCAGUUUUUCCACAGCACAGAGUUUUAUGGCUAUAUUUGUGGCUCAAAAAUGAUUCCAACUUUCACAAAACAGCUUUCAAAAUCGACAACCUUACCUCAUGGUUCUCCAGUCAAGGAUAGAUCAAAAAAAUACGACUCUAUGAGCCAGGGAAACGUUUCAAAGCUAACUUCUGGAUUGGGAAAAAUCAAAGGCGUUUUGAAAACCAGUCAACCCAUCGAAGGUUCUUUCUUUCCCAUAGAAAAUCAAAGUGUGGAGAAUGGUACGACAGAUGAAAUGUUUCUAGGAGACUGCAAAAGUCUCUUUAGGGAUUUGAGCAGGUGGAAAGUAUCGAUUCCCACUUAUCAGGGUAGUCCUACCAACAAAGUUAUUUAUUUUUAUGUUAGUGUCGAGCGUUCAGAUGUGCUGUCUGUGGAAAGUAAGAAAAAUUGGGUCGUCUUGAGGAAGGAUCAGGACUUUUACACGCUAAAAUCGAAGUUGGUGGAAUUCCACGGGGAGAGUGAAAUUUGCGAUUCGCCUUUGCCAUCUAGAAAAGCUGGUUCUUCUAUCGAGACUAGAAUGACUAAGUAUGAAGAGUUUCUGAGGAGACUUCUUCAGAAAUCCGCUUUAAAAGGCAGCGACUUGCUUUACUACUUUCUGACAACAGAGGAGGACUUCACAAUAUACAUUGCUCAAAACACGAACAUACAGGACAUAGGAAAUAUAUAUCAGUCAGUUGCUUAUAAGCUGCGGAAAGAAAAGGGGCAGCAUUUGGAUUCCUUCAUGGCUUCGUUUUUGAAUGCGGCAGGAAAAACAAAGAAUGACAAAUUAGAAUGGGCUGAAAUAGGAGAGGAACUGGACAACAUUCCGUGUCUCAGUCACACUUCACGAUUGCCUAAAACUUACCGUAAUCAAGUUUUCAACGACAACUUUGGGGUACAGUAUAAAUGCUUGAAAGAAACCGCCAGUAGUUCUUUCAACCCAGAGGGAUUGGCAGAAAGUGUCUUUUAUUUUCUGAAACAUGUGUUCAAAGUUCACAAUGGAUUCUUAAAAAUUUACGCUUCCAUAUGCAGCGUAGCUCAACAUAUAGUGGAUACCACGAGUCGUAUAAUGAUCGAAAGAACUUUGAAAUCGAAUCUCAGCCAAUCCAACUUGGCAUAUCUCAUCAGAUUAUUAGAAGAAGUCGUUUUCAACCCUCACGUAACCCCUACUAAGGAGGAACUGAAGCAGAGGCAGGCCAGAGCAUUUGAAGAACUGAAUAAUUCUGUGCCUCAUCUAGUCACACAGAUUUUCGGUAGUGGAGUUAAAGAAGGACUGAAAACCUUGCUGGAGAUUAUGCAGAAUGCUCACUUUAAUAAACAGUUGGCUUACAAUUUAUUGGAUAUUGUACUGCUCGAAAUGUUUCCCACGAUGGAUGGUAAACUUGAAAAAUAAUAUCGAGAAUCUUUCGGUGACGUAUAGGUGAUUAAUACCAAAUUUGUUUUACUUAUUUAUUUAUGUGUAAUACUUUCAUAUUUUUUAAUAAAAUGUUUUCGUUAAACUGAA